Messenger RNA from Fusarium venenatum, 951 nucleotides. RefSeq lists its product as uncharacterized. Gene Ontology annotation, biological process: cell redox homeostasis. The record is from RefSeq and is a predicted model, not a curated record. NCBI's taxonomy places the organism in Eukaryota, Fungi, Ascomycota, Sordariomycetes, Hypocreales, Nectriaceae. Gene Ontology annotation, molecular function: thioredoxin-disulfide reductase (NADPH) activity.
AUGUCCAAACUCUACGACGUUCUUAUCAUUGGCGGUGGUCCAGCCGGUCUCUCCAUGGCCUCAACACUCGCCCGCCAAGUCUACUCAGUCCUCAUUCUCGACUCAGGCAUAUAUCGCAACGCCCCUACAAAACACAUGCACAAUGUUCUUGGAUUCGAUCACGUAGAUCCAGCUUCCUUCCGCGCUAAAGCCCGCGAUGAUCUCGAGAAACGCUACCACAGCGUCGAGUUUCAGUCUGCUACGGUAGAUACCGUACGCAAGACGGACGAUGGCAUCUUUGAAGCGGUUGAUAAGGAGGGAAAUGUAUAUAAAGGGAGGAAACUUGGUCUUGGGACUGGUGUGAGGGAUGUUUUUGACGGUUUGCCUGAGGGAUAUGCUGAUUGUUGGGGUCGGGGCAUCUUCCAUUGUCUUUACUGCCAUGGCUUUGAGGAAAGAGGAGCAGAGUCUGUGGGUGUCUUUGCAGGUGGUAUGAUCUCCAACGCCGAUAUGCUCGCCCAUGUAACGCCCAUGGCCAAACGUCUCUCCCAUUCAGUAACAGUCUACACCAACACCAACACCUCCCUCAUCGAGCCUAUUCAAUCCAAGAUCCAUAGCAGUAAAGUCCGCUACGAUGACCGAAAGAUUACUUCUUUCGCGCUUGUGAAUGGUGGACCUUCUGUGAAGAUCACCUUUGAGGAUGGAACGUCCAAGGUAGAAGGGUUUGUUGUCAAUCACCCCAACGUUGUACAAGCGGCGCCUUUCGCAGAGCAAUUAGGUCUCGAGAAAACACCCACGGGGGAUAUUAAAGCCGAAGCGCCUUGGAAUGAGACGAGUUUGAAAGGAUGCUUUGCGUUUGGGGAUGCGGCGACGAUGCUUAGGAGUGUUUUGCAAGCAAUGCAUAUGGGGGGGUUUGCGGCGCUGGGAAUGGCGAUGCAGUUGCAGAAGGAGUUUGAUGAGAAGGAUGAGCUGUGA